This is a messenger RNA of Lymnaea stagnalis (great pond snail), 8912 nucleotides long. NCBI's taxonomy places the organism in Eukaryota, Metazoa, Mollusca, Gastropoda, Lymnaeidae. The record is from the annotation of a GenBank genome assembly.
AUGCGUGAUUUGGCGUUCUCAGCAACAGAAACAUUCCUUUAUGAACUUUAUAUUUGAAAACAUUAGCAAAAGAGCUAAAGAGAAACAAACAAAAAAUGUACCGUAAAGAAAAACCAAUUACACUAAAGGGAUCGACUUCAGCUCUUUGCAACAAUCUCUCAGUGUUUCUUAUGCCAGAUAGGAAGCAAAUUAGCUACGCUGUUGUGCACAGAGCCUUAGUCAAUAUAGCUUGUGCGUCAACUGACGGAACAUCAGUGGUCGGACGUCAAGUUAUAUGCAAAGAGCCGUCAGCAACUCAAGGUCUUCCUUUUGUUUUACAGGUACUUUAAUUAAAUGGGAAUCGCGUUAUUACGUGCUAAAAUACUGCAAGUUUUUGGGGCUCACAUUAAUCCCCCAAAUCUCCACCAACGUUUAUUACACUUUCCCUUGCCUUACCACCCACUUCAUGUGACCAUUUGGUGUGGAGUGACAUAACUUCAGCUCAAAUUUGGCUACCUUAGCAUGCACAGUGGGGGCUGCAAGAGCAGUGCCAACUCCAUAAAAUUGCUGGUUUGCACAGUGAGGAGAUUUACUGACCGCCCAUUUUCAAAAAAUAGUGUGACUAUUUUUGUUUGAGCUGCAAUGGUGCAUUGUAAUCUCCCAAGUUUAAUGUCUGAAAUAAAUAAAUAAUAAUAAUACAAUUUUCACAGAUAAAAAAAAAUUAUUUUUUUCAAAUGGAUUGGAAGGUUACUUUUUGUUCACCCUGUAUUAAGUUAAUAUUAAGCUUUUGGCCUAUGCAGCGUAGAGUGCCAUCUUACCAUUCAAAUGACACUGGAACCUAGAUGAAGUCAGUCUUCUAUGUUUGAGAUAAUAUCAACAUGGAGAACUUCUGCCUAUGGUGGACAAUUCAAUUCAUUGUGACUUCACAGACAAGGUCCACUGUUCAAUUUGGAGACUGCAUGAUAAGUUUCCUGGUCCAUGUGAAAGGAUCAAAUGUUUUUAAUUCAAGGGGGAACUAACCUCAGAUUUUUCACUUAGUUAUAAUAGUAAUUACUUACCUUUACACCACGUAUCCCAAAUAGUAGCCUCUAAAAGUGUUAUUAACAAUAAAAUAUAUAACUAAAUUACCUACAAUUAAUCACAUUCACAAACAAAUGUUCAAAGGACAAGACAUAUUUACAUAAUAAUAAUAGUUGGCACUUGGCAAUAGAUUAAGAUUAAUUAUAAUUGACCCUUUUGUCUUUGCAUAUCUGUGCAACCCUGUUUAAUUUGUAGUUAUUUGUUGUUAUGUAUUUCCAGUUCAGAUGAAUGGUUAAUAUUAAUUAGUCUAUUUGAUAGUAUUAAUUAAGUUAAUGCUAUGCCAUGCUAUGCUAUUUUACCAAACAUCCUAUUACACAAAAAAAUUGUUAAAUUUACUAUGUAAUUCUUGUUUCAAAAUUAUAGUCUAAAUGGGUUUGUUUACCCUCAAGGACAGUUAUAGUACUGACUUCAUCUAGAGGCAUACAAGUAAGAAAUAUUUUAUUUUAAAGCGUUAAUUAACUAGUCUGUGUUUUUAAGCACUGUUCACAUCUUAUUUAAUGUUGUGAAAAUUCAUUGAUUUUCCAUUAUGCAAGAGAGCUAGACACUGGUCAUUUUUUAAACACAUAGACAUCACCAAAUGAAAGAGUAUCAGACAUAGCAAUGGGAGAUUGUAAUAUCACCACUGGACUAACAAUCCAGACAAAUCUUUUAUUUAAUUAUUUAAACAUAAUAAGGAAUGUAAAUAAUUUUGUGUAAACUUUGUAUUUUUCAGAUUUUUGAGCCUGAUGGUUCAGCAUUAGUACAUUGGCAUUCUCUGAGUGAUUCAAGUGGUAAUGUAGAUUUUAUCAGAGCUUAGACUGGAUAUGUUAAAGAAAUAAUAGUUAAGGAAUUAAAAUUCUCCAGAAAUGAGAUAUAAGACCACAUUUUUCUGUUAGACAUUUUACAUCCCCUUAUAUUUAAGACAACUUCACUGGCUUCAUUAUGUCUUCGGUGGUAAGUCUUAAUAUAAAUAAGGGGCAUAAUCUUUUCUUUAUAAAGAAAAAGACUAUAGUGUCUUUUAAAUCCUUCUAUAAGUGCAUGCAGUAAAGAAAAGACACCAAAGCCUAGUAUUAAAGUCCGAACAGGUAUGAGUUGCAUCAUGAGAUUAAAACACUAUUGAGUUUGAAGUGGUCUAAGUAUUCACAAUGGGUAUUUUUCUCAGCAUGAGGAACAAUGGUAUCAUCCAAAAGGUGAAGGCUAAGACUAGCUUAAUCUGGACAUUCUAACCUCACCACUUGGGCUCAUUCACAAGAUAAUCAUGAAUUAAUACAUCAUUUUAUCCUGUUAGUUGAAGGAGAAUAUUGAAACCAAGUCUUUCAAUUAGCAAGAUGCAUUGUCUGGUGGAUAGAUCCAGUUUGGGAAAUACAAUUUGAACCUAUUUAUUGCAUAAUAGUACAGCUGCAAAAAUAGCCAGGGGCAUACAAUAAUAUCAGGAGCUUGCUACGAGUAAAGUACAAGAGGUUGUAACACAUAUUUGAAAAUCUUCUGAAGCUUCCUGAUAUUUUUGGUUUACUUUUAACAUAAAAAAAGUAAUGUGUAAGAAAACAAACAAUUUAUCCCUUUUCAAAUGUUCUUUAUGUAUUCUUUUUAUAAUUUCUGUUACUUUUUUAUGAUAUUAUACAACACAUUUCCAUUAGGGUUAACCACAUUUUGUGAAAGAUAGCAAAUAGAUCAUAUGUCAUGCUGUAAUUUUUUUAUGUAGCUUUCAUAAGAAAGCAAGUAAAAUUCUCUACACUAAAUAAAAAUCAUGAAAUUCUACCACUAACUAAAAUUAAAUGAAGAAAUGAUUCAUUAAUAAGUUGCAAGAUUUUGGUUUGUUUCUUGUACACAAAGCAAACCUAAUCUCUGGUUCUAAAUUUCAUACUUCAGUAUUUCUGAUACUGCCUUUUCUUUUUUUUUUACUUUUUUAAAACAGAUGAAAUUUAGGCAGGAAAUUUCAUUAUUAAAAUGUAGUCACUAGACCAGUUUCUAAUCCACAAUAACAUAAGCAUGCACAUUUAUUCAAAUGCUUACUUGCUUUUCACCACACUUCCUCUAGAGCUCCAUUUUGCUACAUUUGUCAGUUGACGAUUGAGUUUUCCUGCACUGGUUCUAGAGGCAUAACUGUCUUGAUGUAAACAAUACUAAAAAAAAAAGAAAAAUUUGUUUUGGCUACAUAACGUUACUCUUUUAUGUAUAAUUGAAAGCUUAUUAUACUUUUUAACUUUACUGAGCAAAAUUGUCAGGAAGUGACUUUUUGAGAUCAUUUUAAUUAAUGUGUCAUACACUCUGAAAUAAUUUCUCCAUAUUUUGCAGAUCAAGCUCACCUGGCUCGAGGUAUUGCAGGAGUUGGAGAGCAAUUUCUUUGUGUGGGUUAGUUAAACCAUUAUUACAUGUUUGCUAUAACAUUUUAUGGACCCUGCAGCUGGGUAAUGAAAUAGAUUUUAAAAUAACAAUAUUUUCACCAAAUAAUUAGAUCAAACUUUCUUUUGACAGGCACUGAGAAAGGAUCUAUAUUAGUGUUUAAUCUGCCACCCAAAGGCCCAAAUGUCACACUAGAGGAUACACUAACAGGUAGAAUAUAAAAAAAUAUGUUAAUUCUUUUAAGUGUUUAUUGUUUAUUUGGAGGAUUGGAUGUUCAUUUUUUUUAUAAAGUUAUUGAGAAGAUGUAUUUAAUUUGUAAUUGAAAAAAUCAUUUUCUCCAGAUUGAAACUAAAACAGGUGGAAAAAAAAAACAACAACUUGAGAGUAGAAAUGAUACUCAUCUAAAACUCUGAUGUUGUAACAUUUAAGAUAUGUAUUUUGCUAUUUGGUGCGAGUUUUGCUGGAUGCCAUAUAUUUGUGAAUAUAGAUAUGUAUUCUGUCAUAUCUUGUUUAACAAAAAAAUACACAUGAAAUAUACAAGUCUAUGUUAUCAGGUUUUUUUUGUCUUUGGUGACAUAGAGGCAGAAGUCUUGCUACAACCAAAGCAACCUAGAUAAUUGUUUAAAUGGAAAUGUAUAAGAUUUUUAUUGAAAAUUUCCACCUAUUUUACUUUGAAGAGUGUCUCCCCAGGUCAUAAAUCUCCUGUAACAGACCUUGCGUCAGAAAAAGACACACUCGUCAGUGCUGAUGGGUUGGGAUAUAUAAUAGUGUGGAAGGCAAAGGGCUCGAGUUUUACUCAAGUUUCAAGUAUGAGAGGGGAUGGGUGAGUCAAGACGUAUUAAUAUUGUCUUGAUAUAGAGUGGUUUAAAGUACGGUACUUGUUGUAACACUUUUUCAAUGAUUACUCUCUGAGUAUGUAAAUAAUAUUUAAUAGUUAAUGCACACAAAAUACGCAGCUCCCUUUUCAAAUCUAAUUUAAAAUAAAUGUCUGCAGUUUAUAUUUUUUAGAUGAUUAAGUGGUGGUAAAAUGAUAAUUUAUGCUAUAAUUCAGUAUCAGAUUUUUAUUAAUUUAAACAUUUGAAAAAAAAUUUAAUUGAAAUAUAAUACUAAUAAUAGUGAUGAAAUUAAACUUAUAAUAUGUACUAUAAUAAAGACUGCAUGUUUUGUUUUAAAAUUUUAAUUCAUGAGCCAAAAGAUGGUUCUUAUUUGAGCUCAGUAAGUUUUUGGCUCUAUCAGUUGAAUAGUUUAUAGUCUUGGCGGCUUCAACUGGUUUCUAACAGUGAUAAAAUAUUAAAACUUAUCUGACAUUUUAUUUAUUUGAAUUAUUAUGUUAUAACAAUAAGUUUAAUCAUCCAAACAGAUGGGCUUGCAACAGUUUAGCAAUAUGGAAAGGGAUAGUUGUUGGUGGCUAUGCUUCGGGUCACCUUCGGGUGUACAACGGCAACACUGGUGUUAUUGGUGCUGAGGUCGCAGCUCACGCUAGGGCCAUAAAUGCCAUUGAUGUUUCCAGGGAGAGUGGAAUGGUGGGUAAUUCAAUGUACAGGACAUAUACAAUUUCAGUUUUCAGAAAAAUUCACUUAUAGUGGGAUUUUUUUAAAUGGAAAAUAUAAAGACAGUUGGAGCGUUUACCGAAAUAACAAGGAAAACUGCAGUUAUAGUUCCUGUCUUAGUUGAAGGUAUUAUGUGUUUAUGUCCCUUUGGCUACCCAACAAAACCUUUCAUAGCUAGUCUUAUACUUAAACUUAAAGUAUGAUCUUAUGAGGUUGAAAAACAUACUGACUUUUAGAGUUACCAUAGAAACUGGAGUUAAUUUAAACAUCUUAGUAGGCUAAAUAAAAAAAAACACUGUUGCAGUUCACAUCUUAUUUAAUGUUGUUCACUAAAAAACUUUCACAAAGUAUAACUCAUCAUCGCUAUGAUUCUGUUAUUAAUAUUAUCAACUUUGCAGCUGAUCUCAGUUAGUGAUGACACUUUCUUCAGAUUAUGGCAGCUAAGACCAAUGAAUGUACCACAGGUAAAGAUAACUUUAUUGAUUUUUUUCCUUAUAAUUAAUUCAAGUAUCAUAUUGUGUUUCCUAGUGCGAUUCACUUUUGCCUUAUUUAAAUUGAAUGAAUUUACUUGUUAUAUUUCCUUCAACCUGAAGAUAAACGCUCAAGACAUAUUAUUGACAGACAUGAAGACACAUAACCUAUAGUGAAUUUAAGUAAGUCUUAUGCAAUCUGUGCCCCCCCCCCCCCCUUUUCCUCACUUGUAAAACAUGCUCAAACGUCAUCUCAAAGCCCCUCACUUAAUUUGAUACUAUGACCCCUACCUGAAAAAAAUUUAAGUAAGUCUUAUGCCAUCUGUGCCCCCCCCCCCCCCUUUUCCUCACUUGUAAAACAUGCUCAAACGUCAUCUCAAAGCCCCUCACUUAAUUUGAUACUAUGACCCCUACCUGAAAAUUGAUGGGUUUUGACUAACAUAAUCAAUAUCUUUAAAUUCUUACAAUAUCAUUAUGAGUAAUUUCUUUGAUUGCUAACAUGGCAGAUUGAGUUUCGUCACAGUGAGUGUGUGUCAGACUUACAACUCGUUGGAGGUCAGUUUGUUGACGACCAAGGGAGAGUGCUGUGCGUCACUGGGUAUGAUAGCGCUGAUAUCAAUUUCUAUAUCAGAGCCUGAGAAAGUUGACCACACUGAAUGCUGAGUUGGAAAUCAACAGUCUCUUCAAGUCCAAUGAUUUAAAUACUUGCAGUUUUAUCAUUCCUAUUUAAUGAUUAAUGAGAUUUAUCCUGGAAAGAACAGCAAUCCUGUGAUAAGAGUGAGUUUAAUAACGAGAAAGUGAGAUAGUAUGGGUCAUAAUUUGCAAAUAAAUAUAUGAUAAUCAUGAAUUUAUAUGUCAAUAAGUAUGACAUUUAGCAAGAGCCUAUAUAAAUAAAUAAUGUAUAUGUAAGUUUAAGCUGCACUGUAAAUCAAAACAUUUUCAAAAAAUUACAAUAAGUUCUGCAGUCCAUAGAUUUAUAAAUAUGUUCACAUUUUUUAUUCUUCACUCAUUGCACAAUGUAUUAAAAAGUUUGUGUCUGUGGGGGGUUGGUGGGGGGGGGGGGAAGAAUGCUGUAUGUCUUAAAGUUAAUUAUUGAAAUGAAUUUAUUUUCAUCAAAAUGAGAAUAUUUUACAAUAUGUGACAGGAGACUUUUCUUGCCCAUGUUUAAUUAAUUAACUUACAGUGUAGAGAGGCUACACAUUAGCUUACAAUGUGAUGAGGCUACAAAUUAGCUUACAAUGUAAUGAGGCUACAAAUUAGCUUACAAUGUGAUGAGGCUACAAAUUAGCUUACAAUGUGAUGAGGUGCCAAAUUAGCUUACAAAGUUAUGAGGUGACAACUUAAUUUCUCUAGAACUGUCUCUAGUCAUUUUUUUUUUACAUUUUGGUAAAGUUUUAUUCCCAGCCAACACAUUAUCAUUGCCUUCAUUUGGAACAUUCCUUAACGUCCAAUGCUUUCACUUCAAAACAAAACAACAAAAAUUGAAGAAAGAAUUUUUGUGGCUUAACACUAAAAGUCAACCCCCUGGAAAUUUGGUCAGAUCCUCAAUUUGUAUUGCAGGUGACAGUCAAGCUUGACAUUCUGGUAAUCCAAGCUCCUAGGUUUGUUUGCUUGAAGGGUUAGGCAGGUGUUAUCAAAUUGUUAUUGAUGGCUCUGUGUCAUCUCCAAUGUACGUCUUGCCAUGCACUGCCCCAGACACGACACUUAAUUUACCUGUGUUAAGAAAAAAGAUUAUCUCAGUUCAUUAAUAUAUUGGAUAUAAAGGGAAAUUGAAAUAUUUCCUUGCACGUCAUUGAACAUUGUCUUCUGCAGGCUCUCUGGUGUCCAUCUUUCUAAUAACUUAAUGCCAACGUGUUUUAUUUUACCUGUAAGUGUACAGUAUUUUAUCACUACAGGAAAUUGACAAACCAUUCAUUACCAGGUCAUUUAACUAGCUACCUGUAGGUAAGAGACAUAUAUGUUAGUGUUGAUCAUUUACAGAUUAUGCUCAUUGGAAAAAUGCAGCAAAUCAGUUCAACCCUGAUACUUCUUUCAAUAAUUUAUAGAUAAUGUUUGGCAAGAUCUUUGUUAUAUUUUGGGGGGAUGAAAUAGCCUUAAUUUGACCAAACUCAUUGAAUUCCCCAAAUGAAAUACAUGUACCAUGGCACUCCUCUAAAGAAGCAAGACUAUCCAGCAAAGAAAAUAUACUCUAUAAAUUAAAAUUUAUAUUUCCUAAAAAAAUAAAUGAUAAAAAUAUUGCAGUUUUAUUUCAUGCACAAAGAUUGCAACAGACAUUGCCAGGAGACAUAGUAUUUAGGCAUCUUGUUCACAAUUUGUUUGGCAUGCAUAUACAGUCAGCAAAUACAGUUAACCUUUGAUUUUGUUCAUAUUUCAAUUGUGAAUUGUUAUGCCACGCUAGUCAUGAUAGACAAAGAAUGAUCUAGGCUAGUAGUCUCCAUUUUUUACCAGAUCACAAAUACCCUGGUGCAUUUCAUUAUAGAGCCAAUCAAAUAUCCCAUUGUGCACUUCAUUAUAUAACCAAUCAAAUAUCCCACCGUGCACUUCAUUAUGUAGCCAGAUCUCUCGUCAGCCAAACUCUGCUGUCACACAGUUAUUAAAAUAUGGAAUCAAUUUCGAGACAAUGACGUGGGGGUACAUUUAAUUAUCUUCACCCUUUACUUAUCUUCACCCCUUACUUGGGCUAAGAAUACCUUCAUACCUCACCACUUACUGGGGCCGAGAGCACCUUCAUACCCCAGCACUUACUGGGGCUGAGAGUACCUUCAUACCUCACCACUUACUGGGGCUGAGAGUACCUUCAUACCUCACACCUUACUGGGGCUGAGAGUACCUUCAUAUCUCACCACUUACUUCUUUCUGGGACUGGGAGCAACUCCAUAAACUUACUUCUUUCCGGGACUGGGAGCACUUCCAUACGCUCACCACUUAAUUGGGACUGGGAGCACUUCCAUACUCUCACCACUUAAUUGGGACUGGGAGCACUUCCAUACUCUCACCACUUACUUGGGACUGGGAGCACCUUUUCGAGUUAAACCUCUGACUGCAUUCAUUGGCUUUUAUUCGCCGUGUGACUGUGCUUAGUGUGGUGUGUCCCCAGCUGUAGACACCAUUAACGUCCCGUGUCAUUGUGUCAGCAAUCACCUGGUAGGUGUUUAUAGAUUCCAUUCAGUGUUGUAUAUUUAUGUUGACAAACGUGAUAUUAUACAGACCCCCGACCAAUUCACUCGCCUCACGAUCUAUUCAUUGGCGGCAACAAUCAAGUUGAACCAAUCCUAUCACCACACCUAAUGACAGUGAUGAUCAAUUCUGAUUGUUUCAUUUUAUUGUACACUUAUUUUCAUUGCUGUAUAAAUUUGUUGUUUUUCCCGCUUGUAUUGAUUUGUUGUUUGUAUGAUGAAUAAUAUCAUAAUCUAUUGUUUACAAAAGGAAGAUUUAAUAAAACUUGUUUUUAGCAAAUUUUUAAUUUCAAUGCCGUCCAGUGUUACAUUUUUCUUCUUCUUUUAGUACCGGU